AUGGCAUUACCAGCGCAUCUGCAGCAGUCUUUCUCGUCAGAGGAAAUUCAGUUUAUUGUAGAGAAUGAACCGAUAAAGAUUUUUCCCAGAAUAACGACACGCCAAAAGAUUCAUAGAAAUGAUAAAGGAGUCCGGGAUCAGACACCUAACCGCUGGCAACUUAUCACGACGGGUGACAAGGCCCUAAAUAAUAUGGUAGCGAUGCGCUCUACCGAGGUGGUCCUUUGGAUUGCUCUGUUACUGAAGCAGCAAUCCAAGUGCAGUAUAGUAGCACCACAGUGGUUAACGACGAAAGAGCUUGAUAGAAAAAUACAAUAUGAAAAGGCACAUCCAGAUAGGUUUAGUGAGCUACCAUGGAACUGGCUUGUUUUAGCACGCAUUCUCUUCAGUAAGGCUAAAGAUGAUUUCCACGACCCCAUUCACGAAUUGCGCGGUAAAAUUCAAGAUUUGAGAGAAAUAAGGCAGGUCAAGGUAUUAAAAGGUCUUAAAUAUUUGAACGAGUCCCAUUUGCAAUUAGAUAAUCUAAGUUUAUUAGAGAUCAAUGAAUUGAGGCCGUUCAUCACUGACAUUAUGGACAAAUUAAGAGAAAUUCACGCAGCAUCCCUUACUGUCGCAGGUGAAAAUGAGGAAGAGGAUUUUAAUAACUAA
This is a messenger RNA of Saccharomyces kudriavzevii IFO 1802, 648 nucleotides long. It is a transcript of the gene PSF2, whose product is annotated as DNA replication protein PSF2. The record is from RefSeq and is a predicted model, not a curated record. Gene Ontology annotation, cellular component: GINS complex; nucleus. The transcript has a single exon. The coding region runs from base 1 to 648 and encodes 215 amino acids. NCBI's taxonomy places the organism in Eukaryota, Fungi, Ascomycota, Saccharomycetes, Saccharomycetales, Saccharomycetaceae. Gene Ontology annotation, biological process: double-strand break repair via break-induced replication; DNA replication.